Molecule: messenger RNA, 1362 nt
Organism: Chenopodium quinoa (quinoa)
Lineage: Eukaryota; Viridiplantae; Streptophyta; Magnoliopsida; Caryophyllales; Amaranthaceae
Product: polyphenol oxidase, chloroplastic-like
Exons: 1
Molecular function (GO): catechol oxidase activity
Source: RefSeq, a predicted model, not a curated record
AUGGAUAAAGCACUUAAUAACGAAUACUUGGAUAAGUAUUCUAAGGCUAUAAGCUUAAUGAAGAAGCUCCCUGAAGAUGAUCCGCGAAGCUUCAUCCAACAAGCCAAUGUGCAUUGUGCAUAUUGUGUGGGGGGACACUAUCAUCAACUAGGGUUCCCGGGUUUCGAUUUUCUUAUACAUGACUCUUGGUUAUUUUUUCCUUUUCAUAGGUGUUACAUAUAUUUUUUUGAAAAGAUUUUAGGCAAAUUAAUUGAUGAUCCAUCAUUUGCUUUGCCUUUUUGGAAUUGGGAUCAUCCUGAUGGUAUGUAUAUGCCCUCUAUAUAUACAAACCCGACAUCAACCUUGUAUGACCCAUUUCGAAAUGUAAGUCACCUUCCCCUAACCUUAAUGGAUCUUUCCCACGACGGGGAUGAUAAUAAUGAACUUUCCCCCAAAGAGUUGAUAGACUCAAAUUUGGCAAUUAUGCAUUGCCAAAUGGUAUCCAAUGCCAAGAACCCAACACUGUUCUUUGGUAGGGCUUAUCGAGCAGGUGAUGAGCUACCAAUAGGAUCCGGGACAAUCGAGUUAAUGCCACACAAUGUAGUGCACAAUUGGACGGGAGAUCCAACCCAACCUAAUGGGGAGGAUAUGGGUAUAUUCAAUGCUGCAGCUCGAGACUCAAUCUUUUAUGCCCACCAUGCUAACGUGGACCGAAUGUGGGUGCUAUGGAAAACCCUAGGAGGUAAGAGGAAGGACAUUGAAGAUUCCGAUUGGUAAUGUUUCAUUCCUUUUCUAUGACAAAAUGCCCAACCAGUACGAAUUAGGGUUCGAGAUUGCUUGGAUCACAAGAAACUCGGAUACAUAUACCAAGAUGUUGAUAUCCCGUGGCUUAAUUUUAGGCCCAAUUCUUCUAAGAUUAAGCAAGAUAAAUUGUUGUCUGUUGCAAAAAGGAGGGAAGAUUCAACAUCAGGGAUUACACUUCCUAGAACUUUAGACUCUACUAUACGAACACGAGUGGCAAGGCCACAAAAAUUAAGGAGCCAGAAGCAAAAAGAAGACGAAGAAGAGGUGCUAACGAUUAACUUGGAGUUGUCACGAAUGGAUAAGUUUAUCAAGUUUGAUGUAUACAUUAAUGAAGAAGAUGAUCAUCCUAAGAGGAAGAGUCGUGUGAACGCUGAGUAUGUCGAAUGUUUUGUGAGUUUGCCACACAAGCAACACAAAACUAAAGAUCGUAAUAAAAAGACUUGUUUGACAAUAGGGUUGACAGAUUUGAUUGAGGAUCAAGGAGUAGAUGGCGAUGAUAAUAGCGAUGUGAUAUUUGUGCCUAGAGCUGGAUUAGAUGCAGUUGUCAUCAUUGAUGUGAAGAUUGAAUUCAUUUCUUGA